AUGAACCCGACUUCCAUCCGCCGCAAACUCGGGCUGAACCCGUUGCCAGAAUCGCUGGGGUGCACGGAGAGUAUGGCAGAUCCAGAUGCCCGCGAUGGCGAUCCAAAGGAACUGGUCUUGUGCUUUGAUGGGACUGGGUAUAAGUUUACGGGGGACGAGUCCGAUAGUAAUGUCCUGAAGGUUUACAGGAUGCUUGACCACAGGGAUGCAAGACGAUACCACUAUUUCCAGCCGGGAUUCGGCACUCUUGUAUCCUCGACCUGGAUGUCAAACAGCGGGCAGACGAAUAAAGCGAGGUCGGUGUUCCUGAAAGCCAAAGAUGCUGCGAUAGGAACGACCUUUGCCCAGCAUGUUAUGGGGGGUUAUACCUUUCUUAUGCGGUACUACUCCCCCGGCGACAGGGUCUUCUUCUUCGGAUUCAGCCGCGGGGCGUAUGUUGCGCGAUUCCUAGCAGAAAUGCUAGAUACAGUCGGUCUGAUUAAAAGAGGAAAUGAAGACCUGGUCCGAUUCGCCUGGAUGACAUUCUCGAAAUGGCAGCGGGCGCACAAUAAAAGGGACGCUGACCCAGCACAAAACGAGAGACUCUAUGAGUAUAUCAAGGCAUUUCGGGAAACAUUCACCUGCCCAAUCUCGCCAAUUUACUUCUUAGGACUGUUUGAUACUGUCAAUAGUACGCCCGCACUGGAGGGUACAUGGAUGCAGCGAAGCAAGUUGGCACGAUGCUCGGCGAAGAUUAUACGACACGCCGUUGGAAUUGAUGAGCGGCGAGCGAGAUUCCGACACGACCUUAUAUCGGAUUCAGGUCGGACUGCUGUAUCAUGGCGAGCCCGAACGCGCCAGAGACUGGAACGACACCAUAUACGUCUUCCGCGACAGCGUGGGCUCAGAUUCUAUUACGAAGAUAAAGGGGGGAGAGGAACAAGCACAGACUCACAUCAGGCACCGCCGCUCCCGCAGCUACCAGAACCUUAUGAGCGGCCCAGCGCGCAACCGGAGAACUUGUGCGAGGAGAGGAGUGACGGUUGGCAGGAUAUCGAGGAGGUCUGGUUUCCGGGAUGCCAUGCUGAUAUUGGGGGAGGGUUCAAGCUGAGUAAAGACGAAGAAAUGGAACUCAGCCAUGUACCCUUAGUAUGGAUGGUGCAUGAGGCACAGCGUGCGGGUCUCAAGUUUGACCAGGAGAGGCUGAAAAAGUUCAACUGCUGCGAGGACUACUGUGAAGACGAGGAGAAUCAGAACGGUGAUGAAAAGGGUGGAAAUACGAUGCGCUUGGAAGAUGGCAUGCGGAUUGCCGCAGAACGGGGACAUAUUCAUGACUGUCUCGAAUACGGCAAAGGCGUUCCAUGGCCAGUCGUGCUGUCCUGGAGGGUCUUGGAAUAUUUGCCCUUUCGGAGAAUGAACCUGCAGCAGGAUGGGUCCUGGAAGCCUGUUCGAUUCCCGCUUCCCCUUGGAGAGGUGCGAGAUAUCCCCAAGGGCUCUAAGAUUCAUGUCUCAGCAGUACGUCGCAUGAUGUCUGAUCCGAGCUAUCGACCAGGCAAUCUGAUCGAAGGAGGAGGGGGGAGGGGAAAGAGGAAGGUUCCUCCAGAGCGAGGGAUUGGGGAGUGGGGAGUGGCUGACCAUGCUGGGUCGCCGGUGCGAGAGACAUAUCGUCGUAGAGAGGCACCUGAGUAG
Molecule: messenger RNA, 1668 nt
Organism: Aspergillus puulaauensis
Lineage: Eukaryota; Fungi; Ascomycota; Eurotiomycetes; Eurotiales; Aspergillaceae
Product: T6SS phospholipase effector Tle1-like catalytic domain-containing protein
Exons: 2
Coding region: 1-1668 (555 amino acids)
Source: RefSeq, a predicted model, not a curated record